CUGUACAAUUGAAAAAACAAUAUUUUGUAGAAAAGGGGCAAAUAUGUCUUUUUAGCAAAGCACUCACUGAAACCCGAACUUGCUCCCGGCUCCAACAUCCGACUUCUAGGGUUCUGACCAAUUUUACCCUAAAAAUUUCCCGGAAAAUUAUCGAGAAAAAUGGACGGGAAAAUGGAAAUCUCUCUCGACAAGCUUCCCAUCAAGCGCUUGGACGUCAUCGAAGAAAACGGUCUCGAACGAUUUCCUCCUGAUGUAGGUUACGAAGAGAAGCGGCAAUCGCUGAUUCGGAGAAUCGAUUUCGCUUGGGCUGUGGAGAAGGACGAGAACAAGAAGCAGAAGAAGAGCUCGAAAGAGAGUGCAGCAACGCAAUGGCAAUGGCAGAGCAUGGUGGAGAACUUGCAGCUGGCACACCAGGAGCUCUCUGUCAUUAUAGAUCUCAUCAACACUGUGGAAACGAAUGAUGCUGUAACAGUGGCUAGCAUGACGCGUCCAAAGCCAUUUCAUGAUGAAGUUAUGUCUGAUCUUGCUGUAUCUGCAGCAACCAAGCUACAAUGCUUCCGGCAUCUUGGGAAAUACUUUAAGCAGUCUGCCAAAGCUUUGGAGCGGCAGGUUGCUAGAGAAGCAAGAUUUUAUGGUGCUCUAAUCAGAUUGCAGCAGAACUGGAAAGUUAAGCGGCAGCGUGUGGCAGCUUCAGCUUCUGGAAAUGAAGGCUUCACCAUUGAUCUCUUUGACAGUUCAUUAUAUGAUCCAGCUGCUAUAUUUCGGCCAUCUUCUCUUUCUACAGUUCGUGUUGACCAUGACUCAGCUGGCAUGCUAGCAAUAAAUUUACCUCCAAACUCAUACCGUUCGCUCCAAUUUGGCUUUCUUGGUGCUGAUCCGGGUGUUAGUCCAAUUGAAUCCAGUCAAACCAAAAUCCGUUUGUCAAGUGAAGCUGAGAAAGAAUCUGUGAGCGACGAUGAGUGUGUUAAAGAAACACAUUCACUUCUUCGCGAAGUUCAUCAAGCAAUCUUCGAUGAGCAGGUGUUUGAUUUGGUAAAUCGUGAAGCAUUCAACCAGUCUCUAGGAGUCAAUGUGACUGGAAUACAAGAAAACUAUUUACAAUUGAACAUAGGUCAAGGAACCUCUGUGUUCAUAUCACUUGUCCCAUCUAGAGGUGAACAAACAGUUGACAGUCCAAGCACCCAAAACUUAGAAAAUACCAUUUUACCUUUGGACACAUUGGAUGGGUUGGAGUUAGCAGAAGAUAAACCGGAUACUGUAAAGAAAACUUCACUAAUUCCUGAUCAAAUUAGUUGUGAAAUAUAUCUGCAACAGAUUUUUCACCAGCAUGUAUUUGUCAAAGCAAAGGAUAGACCCACUUCAGCAGGUGCUCGAGUAUCUGGUCAACUGGCCAAAGAAGGGCCUGGUCUUCUUGGUCAUUUCUGCAUGUCUUUGGCUCAUAGGAUUUUUUCAAAUAAAGUUCUUAAGGAGCUGGAAAAUGUGGUUAAAGGGGUACCAUAUCUGCAGUUGUUAUCCCACCCCACUUGGCAUUCACGGACAUCAUCCUGGAUGCUCUUUGUGAAGAUUCCUGAAUCUAUUCUACAUGCAUGCCAAACUAGAACUUCAGACAUGCGUCACAUGAGGAACAUUACCAAGUCUCAGUUUCAUACUAAGGUGGUUGUAACUGAUGAUUGCAUCAAUGUAGAAGGGGAAGGUGCUCCUAAUGUUGUUGGCCUGUUCAAAGGGAAUUCUGAGGAAAUUUGUUUAAUGAACAGAUACGACUGUGACUUGGCGGAUCUUCCUGUGAUAAUUUUACAGCAGGUUGCAAGUCAAGUUAUUCGCUGGCUUCACGAAGAAGCUCUUAUGGUUGGAAUAAAGGCAAACAGAGACUUUCUAUGUUUGUCUUUUGAGCUGGAUCUGGGAGAAACACUCAGCUUGGUGGCACAUGUGGACCCAGAAGAUGGCGAAGGAUGUAUCUCAUGGUGGUUGGUCAUAAAUGGUGGUUUUGUAGAGGAACGAAAACUUAGUAUGGACGCUUCAGAUGGUGCAUCAGAAUCUAGGAAGUUUUUAGGUCAUCUAUCCCUGGAAGUGUUAUAUUCAACACUGAUGGACUUGGUUAGCCUGUGCACUGGAAGAGGCAACUGAUGACGAACCAGACGUUCUUUGUGCUUUCCAAGAGGAAUAGCUUCUGGUGUUUGGUAUUAGUCAGCCACAUUGCAUAACAUCGUAGUAGUGAAAUGUCGUCAGCCGCCCUCACCAAGGCUCAUGCUUGAGGAAAAUGAGAUUUAUGGGCUUGCUUGGCUCUAAAUAGCACAUUGAAAGGUCUUAUUCGUGUGAACUUCUAUCCAUAUAGCGGCUCAUGGAAACGUAGGCGUUUCUUUUUCUUUUCUCAUUUAUGUACAAAUGCCCUUCCCAUUCAUGUAAUAAAUUAAAUAUACAAACCCAUUAUCAAUUGUGGCAUGUCCUUUGCCCUCUCAGAUGGGUAAUUCAGCCUCCAUUAACUAUUGUAAUCAAAUAUAACCAUGUAGGUGAGUGGGCUGGCAAUUACUCUAUA
This is a messenger RNA of Prunus persica (peach), 2533 nucleotides long. RefSeq names its product mediator of RNA polymerase II transcription subunit 17. Lineage: Eukaryota; Viridiplantae; Streptophyta; Magnoliopsida; Rosales; Rosaceae. Bases 160 to 2124 code for a protein of 654 amino acids. Gene Ontology annotation, cellular component: mediator complex; core mediator complex. Gene Ontology annotation, biological process: regulation of transcription by RNA polymerase II. The transcript is spliced from 8 exons. The record is from RefSeq and is a predicted model, not a curated record. Gene Ontology annotation, molecular function: transcription coregulator activity.